AGACUUCGCGCCGCUGUUCCGAGUUCCGGUCGGACCGAAAGAGGACGUCGCGACCGUCACGACCGUCGCGAGGGGACGCGAUCUGGACGAGAUCCACAGAAUCUGACAAUUCAGAGAAAAGUGCACGAAAGGCUCGAAUGGGCCGGGGCCUGCCUCCUGCGGAUGCGGCCCCGUCACUGCAGAGACCGAGGGACGCACACUUAUGAGAUGAGUGUGUGUACUCCAGUCAUUCCUCUGUCUGUGUGUCUGCGUCGAUCUGUUAGGACCCAGACCCUGCGAGCAAGCCUGUGCCUGCUUGGCUAUGGCCGUGACUGCUGCUGCCUCUUAGCUCUGGCUCUCUGACUUGCCAAACCAGUCAGGACGUGGAGCUCUAUCGGCAAUUCACGUGGUGAGUCGGUUGGCAGAGGGAGAUGUCAGUUCCUGGAAUGUUGAUAGUUGCUGCCUGAUCGACAGUUUUCCUCCUGACUCUCAAAGGUGAUGCGAUCCACUAGCUGAGCUGGGAUGAGUUGAACCCGACUGGACUGUCAUGAAGGCCUGGAUCCGGCCGGAGUCGCGAGGGCCGCGGGUCAAUUCUGCUUGUUGGAUGUCAGCUCGAUUGUUGUCACUUGUGGUUUAACGAAGCAAAUCUUCGGAUUCGUUUGUCUGCUUGCUCCUCCUCUCCGUGGAGUUUUGCACAAGCCGCGUCGGGGAGAUGUUGGACUGCCAUGCAUAGUCUACUAGUCCUCUCAGUCCCACCAUGGAUCACAUGACCUGCUGACUCUAGGACUCACUCUGUCGACAAGCUGCGCAACAUAAGCCGGACUGACCUGAAGCCCGACUUGUGAGGAUGGCCUCCCAAUCACUCGUUGCCGCAACAGGGGUCGUAUGCGGAGGAUGUGUGGCGCAACAACUGGCACUGACCAAGGCCUCAUUCUCUUUCGCUGGUGCUAGUCAAACAGUAUCCCGCUCUUUUGGAGCUCGCCUCAGACAUUCCAUCGGCAUCAGCCGCCCAUGGAUUUCCAAAAGGGAUGGUAGCAAUCCGUACCAUAGGGGUCUGCAAGUGUGGGCAGAGGGCAAGACGGAUGGUGCGUCUACAUCCACCGAGAUGAAGAACCCACAGACCAUUGAGGAAGCCAUCAGUCAGGCAAGGGGGGCAGUUCAGAAGGCCAUAGCUGAUGGCCUGCUGCGGCAGCAGGUGCAGUUUCUUCUGCCGGUGGAUCAACGGCAAUUUAACUAUCUGGAUACUGAACCCAGAGACUAUCCUUGCGGUAUAAGAGAAGAGUUUCAAGCAUGCUGCAAGGUGGUGACUGGUAUGUUCAAAGAGAUGACAGGAAACGGAGAGAUUGUUUCAAGGCGCAUCGGUGAGGCCGACAAUGAGCAGGAUCCCGUGGGUCUCAUGUACCCCACGAGCAAAUCGGUCGCCGCUAUCAUCUUCCCCAUUGCAGAGACAUUGAAGCAGGUGCGUUCGCUUGCCGAGAAAGAGCGGGCGCCACUCUUGAUCGUCAAUCCACAGUGGCGUUCAUCAGGGCAAGUGGUGUCGGAUUUUGGAUUCGGGCCGUGGAGAAGACAGGCCGAGGAGUUCGUCAACACGUUUGAGAAAACGUAUGUCUUACUAGAGAUGCGAGUUGGAGAAGCGUCCAACAUCGUUUCUGGCACAGGAGGUGUCGUUAGGAUACUGAAAUGCUACCCGAGGAACUGGGAAGUCUACUUGAUGGCGUGGGAUGGCACGAGCGAGCUCAUUGCAGACACUCCGACACAACCAGCCUACAAAGAACUCGAGCAGAUUGUGACGGAGGCGAGGAAGAGGAUCCCCUGGAAAGCUCCACCGAGAAUUCUGGGAGGGUCGGAGCCUGCUCCUCCUCCUCUGCCGGCGUCGCUGUCGGGCGCCUUGUCGGUCGAGCAGAUCGAUGAGAUGGAUGUGACGGCGGUGAGGCGUGCGUUGAUGGCACUGGGCCUUCCGAGUUCGGGACGACUGAGCACUCUCAAGGAGCGCCUCAUAGAAGCUCAGAAGAAGUGAAGGGCCGUGGCCAGCCGUUUGGUACAAGAGCACCACCGCUUGUGCCUGUACCUGUACUUGUAGCCAUAACGUCGCUCUUUAGCCUUCGCAUGUGUACGUUCCGCCGCGCAUCUCGAUCCAGAGCUUUUUGGAGCAUGUGUUUGACGUUGACGGAUGCCAGGUUCUCUGCGAGAAUGAAGGUGCCUUGCAGCGAUUUGAGGUUUGCUGGACUCGGGGGAGUGGGGUACUAUUUAUGCCCUGCGGACGUGAAUCUCGUACGCACCAACGUGCGAUUAGAAAGGAUAGUGAGAGAAAGAUUAUAUCCCGCCGCUUAGGAAGUGUUCUGUCAUGUCAAUUGCAGUGUGAUGUUGAAAGACAUCUUUCUUCCUAAGAGAGUUGAGCGUUUCGACAAUUGUCUUCAUUAAGGGGUCUCAACUCCGAACGAAGAUUCAUGGUAGUGGACACUUCGAUCCGGUAAGUGCAUGACGUAUUUCGCAUUCAACACAUUUCCUCCUCAAUGCGUAUCCCAGAAUUGCAGCUACAGGGGAAAGUUGUCAAGCAUCCAACAGCCCGGUAAAAAAUUCAAGCUUCAAGCAAGGGUGAAGCAAUCCCCAUCAAGGGCUCAGACUUAACAUCUUAAAUCUUAGAUCUUGGAUCUUUGAGUUAGAAAAACAAGACCGGUUUCUUCAAUUCUAUCCAACUCACAGAGCUAUGAUAUGAAUUUGAAACUAUCUCCCUACUCUUGAAGAUCGGAUGAUCAAAUCAAAAUUUCAUUGAAGUUCUUCUCUCAUAUUGAGUUGUAAUUUGAGUAAUAAGGGUAUUACCUGGCGGAAGAUGCCAUUCACUUUCAUAUAUACACGUGCCGAACAUACGAGAACGGGUU
Messenger RNA from Marchantia polymorpha subsp. ruderalis, 2858 nucleotides. The record is from the annotation of a GenBank genome assembly. Lineage: Eukaryota; Viridiplantae; Streptophyta; Marchantiopsida; Marchantiales; Marchantiaceae.